Messenger RNA from Eurytemora carolleeae, 541 nucleotides. Its product is annotated as mitochondrial import inner membrane translocase subunit Tim10 B. NCBI's taxonomy places the organism in Eukaryota, Metazoa, Arthropoda, Copepoda, Calanoida, Temoridae. The coding region runs from base 77 to 541 and encodes 154 amino acids. The record is from RefSeq and is a predicted model, not a curated record. The transcript is spliced from 5 exons. Gene Ontology annotation, cellular component: mitochondrial intermembrane space chaperone complex.
AUAUGUAAAUUCUACCUGUGAAUCAGAAAAUUCGGCUGAAAGCAAAAAGAGGAGUUUUGGGAAACCCAGCGUAGCUAUGGCAAUGAAAUUUGACGAGGAUGGAUUAAGAAACUUUAAGGAUUUCUUACUAACAUAUAAUAAAUUAUCUGAGGCCUGUUUCAACACUUGUAUCCUAAACUUUAACUCAAGAAAUCUAACUUCUGAAGAGGUUGGAUGUGCAGACGUUUGUGUUUCUAAAUCUUUAAAUUUUAACAAUAAGGCUGUUGCAGUUUACAUGGUUGAACAGCCUCGACACACUGAGAAAAGGAUGAAGGAAGCUCAUAACAUGGAUGAGUUUAUGAAGGAGAUGACCUUUGUAAGAAAGAUGGACAACGCCAGACUUUCCAGACAGUACUCCAAACUGAAGUUUGCAGAUAUAUCUCUUGGACAGCUUCGGAAGAACCAAGAAAAUCAGUCUCAUGUCCCUGGAAUUGAUACAGAUACACUCUCCCCUCAAGAUAUUGCAGCUGCUGCUAUGGCGGAGCGAAGUAAAGAUCUCUAA